AACUGUUGGGCUAACGCCGGAUACACCAACUUCCGUGUAGAGUUGUGCGGGAACUUUAGAGUUGGAGGCAAUUUGGACCAAAGCAGUGCUAUUCGUAUUUUUAUUACACAUUUUAAAGAUGCCCCCCAAGGCGAAGGCAGGUGGCAAAGGUCCAGCCCGAAGGAAACUUCCAGAAAAGUUCCCUGCUGGCGAGAUCCUCACUGACAGCCACAAGAAACGCUGGAAACUCGGCAACCCUAUUGGUCAAGGGGGGUUCGGUUUGCUUUACCUUGCUAAUGAAGAGUCAGAAACUGUGGGAGCAGCAGCGCCAUAUGUCAUUAAAGUGGAGCCCGCAGAAAAUGGUCCUCUCUUCUGUGAACUUAAGUUUUAUCAGAGGGCGGCCAGGCCUGAUCUCAUUGAGACCUGGAUAAAGUCGCACAAGCUGAAGCAUUUAGGAGUUCCGAAAUACUGGGGUUCCGGGCUUCAUCAGAAAGAUGGAAAGAGCUACCGGUUCAUGGUGAUGGACAGGUUUGGAACGGACCUCCAGAAGACGUUCGAGGAGAACGGCAAGAGGUUUCCACGCAAGGUGGUGCUACAGCUGGGACUGAAGCUGUUGGAUGUCCUGGAGUACAUCCAUGAGCAUGAGUAUGUGCAUGCAGACAUCAAGGCCUCCAAUCUACUCCUCAGCUACCAGAACCCCAAUCAGGUGUUCUUGGUGGACUACGGGCUGGCGUACAGGUUUGCCCCAGAAGGAAAGCCCAAGGAGUACAAGGAAGACCCAAAGCGAUGCCAUGACGGGACCAUCGAAUUCACCAGCAUUGACGCGCACAAGGGAGUGUCUCCCGGCCGGAGAGGGGACCUGGAGAUCCUGGCCUACUGCAUGGUGCAGUGGCUCUGUGGCCAGCUGCCUUGGGAGGACAACCUCAAGGACCCCGUCUACGUCAGGGACGCCAAACUACAAUGCAGAGACAAUAUUCCAGAGUUCAUGAAGAAAUGCUUUCCUUCAGAAAGCAAGCCAGGUGAGCUGCAGAAGUUUAUGGAGGAGGUGAAGCGUCUGGAGUACUGUGAUAAGCCUCCAUACGAGAAGCUGCGGAGCCUUCUGCAGGAUGGACUCAAGGCCAUCGGGGCCAAAGCAGACGACAAGCUUGACUUCACCAUGGCAACCAACGGGGUUCACUCCCCCAAAGCCAAGGGCACAAAAAGAAAACAGACGACAGAUGGUGAAGUGAAUGGCAGUCCGGCGAAAAAGAAACGCACGCCGGUGAAGAAAACCCCGGUUAAAAAGCGCACACCGGUGAAGAAGCGCACUCCUGUGAAGAAGGUGACCAAAGCGGCAAAAAAGAAAACGGCGAGUCCAAGGAAGCGGAUAAUGGUGGAUAGCUCUUCACAGACCUCCCCGAUGCCUGCUGCUGCUGCCAAAAAGCCAAGAGGUAGGCCCAAGAAGGCCUCCUAACUUUGGAUAUGAGCGCUCUGAUGCCUGAAACUUGGAACAUGAUGAUGCCCACUGUCACUGUUACUCUCACAUUGUCUUAUAUAUUUUUUCCAAUCUAUUAUAUGUGUUCAAAACUACCCUUCCUCUUCUUUUUUUAAAGUUUUCUUAAAACUGAGUCUUGUCUUUUUGUUCAUUGUAAAAUAAUAAAUUCUGCUUUUCUGAGGGAAAAAAAAGGAAA
This is a messenger RNA of Engraulis encrasicolus (European anchovy), 1649 nucleotides long. RefSeq names its product VRK serine/threonine kinase 1 (gene vrk1). Gene Ontology annotation, biological process: signal transduction; regulation of DNA-templated transcription; peptidyl-serine phosphorylation. The record is from RefSeq and is a predicted model, not a curated record. Gene Ontology annotation, cellular component: nucleus; cytoplasm. Bases 119 to 1432 code for a protein of 437 amino acids. Gene Ontology annotation, molecular function: protein serine/threonine kinase activity; ATP binding. The transcript is spliced from 13 exons. Lineage: Eukaryota; Metazoa; Chordata; Actinopteri; Clupeiformes; Engraulidae.